Molecule: messenger RNA, 3034 nt
Organism: Myxocyprinus asiaticus (Chinese sucker)
Lineage: Eukaryota; Metazoa; Chordata; Actinopteri; Cypriniformes; Catostomidae
Product: 5-hydroxytryptamine receptor 1F-like
Exons: 3
Coding region: 167-1273 (368 amino acids)
Biological process (GO): adenylate cyclase-activating adrenergic receptor signaling pathway
Cellular component (GO): plasma membrane
Molecular function (GO): G protein-coupled serotonin receptor activity
Source: RefSeq, a predicted model, not a curated record
CUCAUUCCAGAGGAAUGCCUCCAUCUCAACACAUCACAUAACAACAUGCUUUGUUGCAGUUGACGGCAUGGUCGCUGCUUUCUGAGCAUAAUGCUGUGAUGACGUACAACUCCUUUAAUGUAUGUCGGCAGAAGCAGUCCAAUGAAUAAGCAACACUUAUACAGGCAUGGCUGUAAACCUCACAUAUGGAACAAGCCCUACAGACGGGCCCAGUAAAAGCAUUUGGGGUGUGAUCCUGCUCUCGCUCACGCUUUCUGCAUUGGCUGUACUGACCACUGCCAUGAACUGCUUGGUCAUAACAGCCAUCAUUGUGACGCGCAAAUUGCACCAUCCUGCCAACUAUCUCAUCUGCUCUCUGGCUGUGACCGAUCUGUUGGUUGCCAUACUAGUGAUGCCCUUCAGCAUCGUGUACAUCAUGAAGGACACGUGGGUCAUGGGACAAGUGAUGUGCAACAUCUGGUUAAGUGUGGACAUAACCUGCUGCACAUGCUCAAUUCUACACCUGGCAGCAAUAGCUGUGGACCGCUACCGGGCCAUCACAGAUGCUGUAGAGUACUCCAGGAAGAGGACAUCUCUACGGGCUGCUCUGAUGAUCAGUGUGGUUUGGCUCCUCUCCAUAUUUGUCUCUCUGCCUCCUCUGCUUUGGAGACACUAUAAAAACACAGAUGAGGACAUGUGCAUUAUUAAGCACGAUCACAUUGUCUUUACUCUUUACUCCACAUUCGGGGCUUUCUACAUUCCCCUAAUACUCAUUCUCAUUCUCUAUUAUAAGAUCUACCAAGCAGCCAAGACUCUUUACCACAGGAGAAGGACCAGCUGCCUCAACAAGCCAGAAAUGAAUGGACACAUGCUUCCCAAGUGCAGUGACAGGGAGCCAACAACACCCGACACCCUGAGUCCUCCAGAGAAAUCUGUCUCUGAACCCUCCAUCGAAGGCGACAGAGUGCGCAUCACAGCGAGAAGCCCAAAGUCUCAGUCUUGUAGAGAGAGGUCUGUCAAGAGACAUCACAUCUCAAGCACGCAUGAAAAGAAGGCAGCCACCACUCUGGGCCUCAUUCUAGGGGCGUUUGUUAUCUGCUGGCUGCCGUUCUUCAUCCAUGAGGUUAUUGUGAACAUCUGUAGCUCCUGCGGCCACCCCUCUGCCGAAAUAUCCAACUUUCUGACUUGGUUGGGUUAUCUCAACUCGCUCAUCAACCCCCUGAUCUACACCAUCUUCAAUGAGGAUUUCAAAAGGGCUUUUCAGAGGUUGAUCAAGUGCAAGAAUUGUCCCUAACACAAACGAGGGGAUUACGUUACAUGAGGUAUGAACUGAAGGAUGGUGCCUGCCAUGAAACCUGUGUCAUUUCAAUAAAUGAGUGAGGCAGAACCGUCAAGUGACUGUCACUUUUCUUAACAAAUGUUAAUAAAAGCAGUAAAAAAUAUAUUGUUAAUUGUUUAUGAUACCUAAUGUAUUAACUUAUGUUAUCAAAUGGAACCUUAUUGUAAUGUGGUUUUUCCAAACCUGUAUGACUUUAUUUCUUAUGCAGAGCACAAAAGGAGAUGCUUUAAUGAAUAUCGUGAUCCAUCUUUUUUAGCACUAAAGAACUUGCAUUGUUUAGCACUAAACAAUGAAAGUGAACACACUUGAACACACUUGCCAUUUUGAACGAGCUUCUCUCUAAAGCAUUUUAGAGAGAUUAGAGAAAUUACCAACAUUUUGGAUUGUUUCUCACCAUAUAAAGAUUUGGAUAUGGUGCACAAACUGUAUAGACUACUUUUAUGAUACUUUUGGGUCCUUUUAAAGCUUUAAAGUGAGGCACUUCCAUUGCAUUGAAAAGACAGUCAGCGAUAUUCUUCAAAACAUGUCUUUUUGUGUUCUGAAUAUGGGUUUGGAAUGACAUGAGGGUGAGUAAAUUAUGACUUCCCAUGUGAUCUACAUCUCUAAUAGCAGUUUAUCCUAAGAGGUAGAAAUCCAGUUUACAACCCAUCAGUACAUAAAUCUUCAGCCAUGAAUAUAUGAAAUGUGUCAAAGAAAAGUUUAGAAAAGUAUGUAAUAUAUAUAGAUUGGGAUUUGAAAACUAUACACAGUGUUCGAAUUGAGCGGGGGUUUGGGGGGUCCUGGAGCCCUUGUAAGAGUUAAGGGACCCCCCCAUAAUGCCAAAAUAAUGUAUAGUAAAUUAUGUAUAUUUGUAAUAAUGGUGUUGGGGGGAGGGGGGUCCACUGGUGUUUCAUCAAAACUAGAACACUAGAAACAUAAAACUAGAUUUGUUUUUAAUGUUUGCAGUGACACAACCCAACAUUGUUAAUUGUCUUGCCCUGGUUUCUUAAAUAAUCCAAAUUAGAUUUUUUACAUCAGAAAAUUCAAAACAUGUCUGAGUGCUCAGCGCACUGUUUUCUGAAGGAACAGAUGGUGACUGAAUGACACUGGCAGAGUAAGUCCUAAAUUUUCAUCUCACAGUAAUGGUAAGAUAUAAUGCUUCUUUGAUUUCUGAUUGUUGCCACACAUGAAUUACUAACAGUUAAUCAUGUUUUAUCUGAGAAACAAACUGUCACUAUAGGCUAAUUAAUAUGCACAUAUUUUUGCCGGUAGUGAUUCUUGGGGAGUCGUGCAUGCAUCUGAUGGACUAGACAGUCCCUUGUUUUCACGGCAACCAGCAUUUUUUUCUGCCACUCUGAACUCUUUUCUCUCUCACUGCGAAACCGUCAUCACCGUAUUAAUGUUAUUAAUGCAUUAGAGUUGCUGAGUGCCUUUGAAUCGGUGUAAGCACCCCCCCCCCGAACACUGAUUAUACAUGACACAAACAAGGGAAUUGUUUAAAUACUUUUAUUAGAUAUUGUAUACAUUUGGGAAUCUGAGGUAAGGCAAAUAUUUGUUAGGCAAAUAUGUUGUGCAUUUGUUUAUGUUUUUUGUAAAGAAUGAUACAAUAUAUGUUUGAUUUCAUAUGAUUAUGCGUGUUGCAGUGAGACCAAAGAAGUGAACAGAGAACUUUUACUGCUGUAAGGCAUUCAACCUUCUAGAAAUAGAUACUCUGACACUGGCCCAUGAUGUAGUAAA